CAAACAUCUCACUUUAGAUUAGCAAACAAAUACAACAUCUAUUCAGAACUUACCAUCUUUCACUAUCAGCCCGUCUAUAUGCGCGUGAACUCCAUAUUCUCCAAACUCAAAUCCUUCAUCCUUCACCCGCAAUACCUGCUCUAUUCCACCAUGGCCUGGCGAUGCGGUGGUACGACGAACACCGAGCUGGUCGAGAACCUCUUCAGAAAUAGGAUUGUCCAGACAACCCGUGUGAAAGAGGCUAUGCUCAAGGUUGACCGCGGACAAUACUGUCCCCGCCACACCUCCGCCUACGAAGACAGCCCACAGCCCAUCGGAUGGCGCGCCACAAUCUCCGCACCACACAUGCACGCUUCAGCGCUCGAGUCCCUCUUCCCAUCGACCUGCUCCGCCGUCACGGGCUACCCCGCCGACCGACCCAUGCGCGUCCUCGACGUCGGGUCCGGGUCUGGGUACCUUACUCACGUGAUGGCGGAGCUUGCCGGCGCCGAUGGGAAGGUGGUUGGGAUCGAGCAUAUCAAAGAGCUUGCUGAGUUGGGGAGGAAGAAUAUGGCGAAGAGUGCUGAGGGAGCCACGAUGUUGGAGAGUGGGAAGGUGAGGUUUGUAGUUGGGGAUGGGAGGAAGGGGUGGGUGGAGCCGGAUAUUGGGAAGAAGAAUAUCGGACAGGAUACGUGGGAUGAGAAGGGGUGGGAUGCUAUUCAUGUUGGGGCUGGGGCGGCGCAUCUUCAUGAAGAAUUGGUUGCGCAGCUGAGGCGACCGGGAAGAAUGUUUAUCCCGGUUGAUGACGCUACAACUGGGAUUGGGCAACAUAUUUGGCUCGUGGACAAGGACGUAAAUGGUGUUGUAAAGAAGAAGCAGAUGUAUGGGGUUUCCUAUGUGCCACUCACGGAUCCGAAUUUGCUAUAAUAUAAUCUAAU
Molecule: messenger RNA, 917 nt
Organism: Pseudogymnoascus destructans
Lineage: Eukaryota; Fungi; Ascomycota; Leotiomycetes; Thelebolales; Thelebolaceae
Exons: 3
Coding region: 79-906 (275 amino acids)
Biological process (GO): protein modification process
Cellular component (GO): cytoplasm
Molecular function (GO): protein-L-isoaspartate (D-aspartate) O-methyltransferase activity
Source: RefSeq, a predicted model, not a curated record